UAUAGUUGCACCAACUUACAAUUCAGAAGAAAAGUUGAUCAGCGUAAAAGUUUGUUCACUAAAAAAAUGGAAGGAGCGGACCUUUUCGAACUUCCCGUGUGGACAAAGACCCUCCUGAAUCCGCUGAUUUUGGACAAUAUUUUCUCCCACCUGGAUUUCACCACUUUGAAGAACUCCGUCCGCCCCGUGUGCACCGUUUGGGCAGACCUCAGCGCCUCGCAUCUCGGGCGGCUAGGUCGCCUCCGGUUGUCCCACAUUCCCAAACGCAUGAACUCAUUCCACCCAAAACUGGCCAAUUGUAUUUCCCUCCGCUGUUUUGAGGGACCCUGCUGUUCUAAACCCGGAAAUUAUGCAUGCACCCUAGAUAACGACCCUGUUACCGUAAACCCUGAAAUAUCAAAAUUUUUGACCAAACUUGUCAUAAAAAUCGAAGAAAUAGUGCUACCCAAACUGGGAGAAGGGUGGAACACGUUCAAGUUCCGAAAUCGAUUGGGCAUCCUGGUUGAAAAAUGGGGAGAUGACGAGGCCCCACAAUUUCGAUCCUACCCUAAUCUUAAGACACUCGUCUGUAUCAUUCGUAGCCCUUGGAGAAAAGGUUGCCACGUGGGGGUUGGUGCAAGUACGAUCGUGCAAGGGCUGCUCAAUUCUGCCCCCAAUCUGGCAGAGGUCAAGACGAGAAUAAAUUUCUAUCCAGAUUUCACCCUCUGUAAAAAGCUGAAGAUUUUGAAGUAUGAAUUUGACAGAAUGCGAAUUUAUCCAGACCCUCCUGCAGUUUCAAAAAUGCUGAACACGUGCUCAAAUUCUUUAGUUCGGUUGACCUUGGAUGGUUUCCAGGGUGCUGAUAAAACCAAUAAACUCGCACAGAUUUCCAACUACUUUGCCCCGAACCUUACCCACCUUACGAUUGUUUACAGUGAGGUAAACUUUCUUCUUAGCUGUCUGGAUGUUGCUCAUCUCCCAAAACUGACCCAUUUCGCGAUCAAGGGGUACAAUGAGAACCAUAUUUGGGAAAUGUUUCAAAAUUUUAAUUUACGUCAUACUGGGGUAACUUGUCUUACAAUUAGUAUCGUGUGCGCUUACGUUGAUACCAGGGACGUACAAGCUGCCGCCAAAAUUGUGCAUCUCUAUCCAUCCGUGACCAAGUUUAAAAUGUCGGUUGGACAUGGUGCAAGGAAUUUCGAACACUUGAAGGAAAUGCUGAACUCUUUUGGAGAGUGGAACUUAUCGAUGGGGAAGAUCGUAAUGUCGUCUUUCAUGCGUGCGGAGCAUGUAGCGGCAGUGUUGGAAGGGAUGGCGGGUUGGCGAGGUUUGCAGAAUACGACACUUCACUUUAGGAAAGGCUUGGUGAUGUUUGACCGAGCGAGAAACGCGCUCCUAUCGUGCGGAUCAAUUCGACACAUUUAUGUCCACGGCGCUAAGAUGGUUCAGGAGGAUCGGGAAGAUUUGAGGGAAUUAAUUGCCCAGAGGAAUUUGCCAAUUUCUCUCAUUUCACGUUAAUUCGAGGAGUAACAUCUGGCCUAGAAUUUUUUGUACGGCGAGUAAAUGAUGUCGAUUAUUUGAUAAAGUGGCAAACUUCCAAGUCGUAAUUGUUACUAUGUAUUUUCAAAUUUCAAAUUUCAUUUAAUUAAUAUGCAAAUAGUACAGUCUUAUCAGUAAUGAUACCAUUUUUAGAAGUAAGCCCAUCGAAUUAUGUGGGCUGACUUAACGGCUGACUUAACUGUAACGACUUCUUACGACUUUUACGAAAUUCAUGCGUAACUUGACCUUGGUCCACUGAGUUUUAGAUUAAGCAGCAUAAUUUAGCAUUAAGAAUGUAAAAAUGUCGUAAAUUUUCAUUUGAAAAGGGUGACAUUAUGUUUUAGAUUGUAUUAAAAUUAAGUUUGUCAGAUGUGAUAAUUUGACCAGAGAAAUUUUUGCUUCGAGAUUUACUUGCCGUCUUCCUGCCCUAAGUUUUUAGUAACUAUCAUAAAUAUGUGUGUAACUAUUGUAGCUUGAUGAAUUUAAUUAAUAAAUCAAGUUUAAUUGUC
Messenger RNA from Folsomia candida, 2027 nucleotides. RefSeq lists its product as uncharacterized. The record is from RefSeq and is a predicted model, not a curated record. The coding region runs from base 67 to 1497 and encodes 476 amino acids. NCBI's taxonomy places the organism in Eukaryota, Metazoa, Arthropoda, Collembola, Entomobryomorpha, Isotomidae. The transcript has 5 exons.